AUGGAAGCAAAAUCUGAUUCAAAGCAAUCAACAAACCAAUCAUGCCAAGGUGAUUGCGACAUUACAUCCAAUGGAUUAUUCAAAUACCCUAGUCAAGCUUCAAAAAUGAUUCAAGACAUCAAUCACAAUAAUAUUUUACAACUCUCAUCACAAAUCAUAGAUUUAAUUAAAAACAACAAAAUACCUAUCAAAAUGGCUCUUUAUUUAAUUGAUAAUUUUUCAAAAAUUCGUAUUGCUGAUCUUGAAUUAUUUGCAGAACUUUAUAAAAAGAUAUCGAACGAAUUUUCACUUAUCAUCAAGCCUGAGAAUGACAAAUUGGCCUUGCUAUUAUAUAAUAAUGGCCUUAAAUUUAAAAACUUCGAUCCUAAAUUAAAACAGGACGAAAACCAAAAUAUGAAUCAAAUUAGACAAUCCCCUGAUUUAAUAGCAGAAAGAAUAUAUUUCGGAAAUUUUGAUGGUGCUGCUAAUUUACUUUCUAAUGGAGCAAAUAUUAACGCGACUUAUAAUCUUCUUCAUUUCAUAUCUAUCAAUAUUUUAUAG
Molecule: messenger RNA, 540 nt
Organism: Trichomonas vaginalis G3
Lineage: Eukaryota; Parabasalia; Trichomonadida; Trichomonadidae
Exons: 1
Coding region: 1-540 (179 amino acids)
Source: RefSeq, a predicted model, not a curated record